AUGUCUCAGGUCGAGUUCAAAGGCUACGCUGCUCUCGAUGGCCAGAGCUGGGGAGGCUUGAAAGUUAUCGACAUCAAGCCGAAGACGUGGAAGGAAACGGACGUCGAGAUCACUAUCACGCAUUGCGGGCGAGUCGCGCGUGUGUGCGGCUCGGACGUACAUACUAUCACCGAGGGUUGGGGCAAGGUCCCAUUCCCUCUCGUAGUCGGCCACGAGAUCGUCGGCAAAGUGACUCGCGUCGGUUCUGAAGUCAAAGACCUCAAAGUUGGCGACCGCGCGGGCGUGGGCGCCCUAAUCGGCGGCUGUUACUCCUGCCGAGCGUGCAGGUCCGACAACGAGAACUACUGCCCGCGCUCCGUCCUCACCUACGCCGACAGGUACCCUGAUGGAAUGGUGACGCAGGGCGGGUACGCGAGCGCCAUCCGCGCGCACGAGCAGUUCGUGUUCCCCAUUCCGGACGGCGUUGAGUCGCGCGACGCGGCGUCGAUGCUGUGCGGCGGGCUCACGAUUUACUCGCCGCUCAAGCGCAACGGCGCCGGACCUGGCAAGAAGGUGGGCAUCGUGGGCAUUGGCGGGAUUGGACACUACGGCAUCCUGUUCGGGAAGGCGAUGGGCGCGGAGGUGUAUGCGUUCACUCACGACGAGAGCAAGGUCGAGGAUAUCAAGAAGAUGGGCGCGGACCACGGCGACUUUGCCAAACCGCUCGCACGCACGCUCGACCUGAUCAUCUCCACGCGCGACGUGGCGGAGGGCAUGCCGCUGCAGCAGUACCUCAGCAUGCUCUGGGUGCACGGCAAGUUUAUAACGGUGGGAUUGCCGGACGGGCCGCUUCCGCAGCUCAGUGCGUUUGACCUCAACCCGAACGGGUGCUUUCUGGGCGGGUCGCGGGUCGGGAGUAAGCGGGAGGCGGCGGAGAUGCUGGGGUUGGCGGCGGAGAAGGGGAUCAGGCCUUGGAUUGAGGAGAUGCCGAUGAGGGAGGCGGCACAGGCUAUUCAGAGGCUGAAGAGGAAUGAUGUGAGGUAUCGGUUUGUAUUGACGCAGGAUUUGGUGUGA
This is a messenger RNA of Gloeophyllum trabeum ATCC 11539, 1053 nucleotides long. Its product is annotated as GroES-like protein. Gene Ontology annotation, molecular function: alcohol dehydrogenase (NADP+) activity; zinc ion binding. NCBI's taxonomy places the organism in Eukaryota, Fungi, Basidiomycota, Agaricomycetes, Gloeophyllales, Gloeophyllaceae. Bases 1 to 1053 code for a protein of 350 amino acids. Gene Ontology annotation, biological process: alcohol metabolic process. The record is from RefSeq and is a predicted model, not a curated record. The transcript is spliced from 9 exons.